Messenger RNA from Cynara cardunculus var. scolymus (artichoke), 1302 nucleotides. RefSeq lists its product as uncharacterized. NCBI's taxonomy places the organism in Eukaryota, Viridiplantae, Streptophyta, Magnoliopsida, Asterales, Asteraceae. The transcript is spliced from 2 exons. The record is from RefSeq and is a predicted model, not a curated record. Gene Ontology annotation, molecular function: zinc ion binding; nucleic acid binding. The coding region runs from base 1 to 1302 and encodes 433 amino acids.
AUGCAGAGUAGCUUCAAAAUUUGUAGAUGCGCAGAAGAUCAAAAAGUGACCUAUGCUGCUACAACCUUUGUGGACUAUGCAUUGCAUUGGUGGGAGUCUGAGUGCGCAAUCAAAGGUGAUAAGGAUAUUGCUGCCAUGACUUGGGAGCAAAUGGAAAAUAUGAUGAUGUAUAAGUACUGCACACAAUCGGAGGUGAACAAGCUAGAAUCAGAAUUUCUGAGAUUAAAGCAAGGUUCGUUGUCGGUUCAAGAAUAUGUUAACGAUUUUCUUGAGAAAGCAAGGUUCGCCAGUUACCAAGUGGCUACCGAGGAGAGAAAUAUAGGUCGCUUCAAAGACGGCUUAAGAAUCGAAAUCAAACGGUACAUGGACAUGACUAAACCGACCACAUUUGUCCAAGCAGUGGAAAUGGCGAAGGUGGCAGAGGAGAUCAACGCUAGGGAGAAUUGUGAUAGAAGGGAUGCAAAGAGAAGAUGGGAAGGAUCAAACAAGUUCAACAAGAAACCAAAAUGGACUCCGACUCUGGCAAAAACACGAAGUGAGGGAUUCACUAUUCCUCCAUGUAACAAAUGCAACAAGAGACUUAGGGGAGAGUGCAGAGCGGGGAGCCUGACAUGCUACAAAUGUGACAAACCUGGGCAUACCGCAUGGGAGUGCCCAGAAGGGAAAACUUGUUAUGAGUGUGGGGCUACGGGACAUUUACGACCUGACUGUCCAAAACAUCGAAAUGGUGCGACACCCCACAUAAAGACAGUGAAUAAUGGAUUUGGGAAGAGAUCAGAAAAUAGGAAGGAGCUGCCUAAGAGACACGACCGAGCUUACAACAUGACUUUGGAGGAGCCAAGGAAACACCCGACGUCGAGUGCCUAUAGGCUAGACAAAACCUACACUGUAGAAACAGCCGACGGUAGUCAGUGUAAGGUAGACGAAGUAUUUGAUGAAUGCACAAUUGUUAUAGAUGGUAAGGAUUUCCCUGUUAGGCUUAUGCCAAUGUGUUUAGGGGGUUUUGACGUGGUCUUGGGGAUGGAUUGGUUGUCCAACAAUCAUGCGCAAAUAGUAUGCAAUAAAAAUAUGAUCAAGAUUCAAACUCCGGAAGGAAAAACAAUUCAUGUUUACGAUGAUCGAAAGAAGUGUUGCGUAGGGUUAAUCAAUGCAAUUAAGGCGAAUAGGUGUCUGCGGAAGGGAUGUGUGGCUUACUUGGCAUACAUCAUCGAUGCCAAGCUCGAAAAGAAGGCAAUACAUGAUGUUCCAAUGGUGAGGGAUUUCCAGAUGGAUUACCGCGAAUACCACCGGAACGUCAGGUAG